UCUAAUAAGAUUGUCCUAGCCCCUUCCCCUAAGCCCUCAAAACCAACUGUCAGAAUCCCCUCAUCUCUAUAUAUAGUUGUUACAACAUGGUCUACUUGAAAAAAAGAGAGUCCAUUUUAACAAACACUCUUCCAAUGAUUUCUUCAUCAUAUGCAACAACAACAACAACAAUGCAUGAUAAAACACAAGUUGAUCAAGAAACAUCUCUUGUCUUUGAUUUCCUUAAAAAUAAUUCAAACAUUCCUCAACAAUUCAUAUGGCCAGAUGAUGAAAAACCAUGUCCUCAGCCAUCACCACCAUUACAUGUUCCUCCAAUAGACUUGAAUGGCUAUCUCUCCGGUGACCCCUUCGCGGUCUCCAAUGCCACUCGCCUUGUCAAUGAGGCAUGUCGAAAGCAUGGCUUCUUCCUAGUUGUUAACCAUGGCAUCGAUACGAAGCUCAUCAAUGAAGCUCACAAGAAUAUGGAUUUCUUCUUUGGGAAGCCCCUUGUUGAAAAGGAAAGAGCAAAGAGAAAAGUUGGUGAUUAUUCUGGUUAUGCUAGUAGCUUUACUAGUAGGUUCUCUUGCAAUCUUCCUUGGAAAGAAACACUUUCUUUUAGAUAUUCUGCUGAGUUCCCCUUUUCAAAUCAUAUAAUCCAAAGUUACAUCUUGAAUACCAUGGGCCAAGAGUACACUCAUUUUGGGGAUGUGUACCAAAAAUACUGUGAAGAAAUGAGCAAGCUUUCCCUUAGUGUGAUGGAGCUUCUAGGGGAGAGUCUUGGAGUGGGAAGAGCAUAUUUCAGAGAGUUUUUUGAAGGAAAUGAUUCAAUAAUGAGAUUGAAUUAUUACCCAAUUUGCCAGAAGCCUGAUUUGACUCUAGGGACAGGACCUCACUGUGAUCCUACUUCCUUAACCAUCCUUCAUCAAGAUGAUGUUGGUGGCCUUGAAGUCUUUGUGGAUGAAAAAUGGCACUCUGUUCCUACUAAUACUAAUGCUUUUGUGGUCAACAUUGGUGAUACAUUCAUGGUAAUGUCAAAUGGGACAUACAAGAGUUGCUUGCACAGAGCAGUUGUAAACUGUAGAAGAACAAGGAAGUCAUUGGCAUUUUUCCUAUGUCCAAAGAAGGACAAGGUAGUAAGCCCACCAAAAGAGUUGAUUGCUAGGAAUCUACCAAGGAAGUUCCCUGAUUUCACAUGGCCAGUUUUUCUUGAAUUCACUCAGAAACAUUACAGAGCUGACAAAAAUACUCUUGAUGCCUUUGUGCAUUGGCUUCUACACAAAAACUCCUAAACACAUAAUUACAACUACAUAUCAAUAUAUUAUAUAUAUAUAUGUCCUUUUAUUUGUAUUUGUACUAUUAAGGUUUUGAACUUUAAUUUAGCUACAAGAAAAGAACAAUUACGACGGAGAAUCUUAGUAGCUCAGUUGGUUGACUACUUGAAUUUUCACCUUGCCGGUGAGGGUACGAUUCCGACCUUGUAAUCCCCUUCCCCUUCCCUACCCCCAAUUUUAAGAAAUAAAAAUUACAGCUGUCCAAAGAGAAUCUUCUUGUAACAUACUACGUAUGAUUUGAGCAGCUA
Messenger RNA from Solanum dulcamara, 1558 nucleotides. Its product is annotated as gibberellin 20 oxidase 1-D-like. NCBI's taxonomy places the organism in Eukaryota, Viridiplantae, Streptophyta, Magnoliopsida, Solanales, Solanaceae. The transcript is spliced from 3 exons. Gene Ontology annotation, biological process: unidimensional cell growth; response to light stimulus; gibberellin biosynthetic process. The coding region runs from base 87 to 1268 and encodes 393 amino acids. Gene Ontology annotation, molecular function: gibberellin 20-oxidase activity. The record is from RefSeq and is a predicted model, not a curated record.